Messenger RNA from Ogataea philodendri, 807 nucleotides. RefSeq lists its product as uncharacterized. Bases 1 to 807 code for a protein of 268 amino acids. The transcript is spliced from 2 exons. Lineage: Eukaryota; Fungi; Ascomycota; Pichiomycetes; Pichiales; Pichiaceae. The record is from RefSeq and is a predicted model, not a curated record.
AUGUUCACCAACACUCUCAAGGUCUUGGAAAUAGGAUGGUCAAUGGCAUCAAUGGUCUCGAGAACAUCGUCAACUUGGUCGUAUUUGCCCAUGUACAGAAGUCCCAGUCCAAGAGACAUGAAUCUGAUCCAUUUCGAAGUGAGCUCCGAAGUCUCCUUCUCCAACAGUGUUUGCAAAAUAGUGGAUGUAAUGUCACCGUUGCAAGUUCCAACGAAAACCAAAUGCAAUUCCAAUACCGGUAAUGGCAGAAACAAUCAUCUUGGAGUCUAUGUUAGAAUCGCUGCUGAUGUAAUCCUGGAGCAACAACAAAGUAGGGUCAACCUCGUCGUGGACACUGGUGGUAGAAAUACCCAUUCCCAAAAGAGCACCGGCUCUGACCUCGCUUUGUUCGGAAUACAAGUACUUGUCCAAAGUUUGAAGACCCUCGUUUGCGUCCCAGAGGUUGAUCAAACCCAAAGAUGCGGUGGUCAAAAGCAUUCCUUCUCCCUUGGUUCUGUAUAUCCACUUCUCGUCGCUGAUCAGCUUCUCUGUUCCGUAACCGGCGUUGGCAAAUGCACUAACGAAAGCUGCGGCCAAGUUUUGUUUGGCACUCUCCAAUCUAGAAGUGUGGCCAAAUGUGGAGUUCUCAAGGUGAGUCUUGUAAAUGUCAUCAGGAACCUUCGGCUUCAACAAGUUGAGCUCACUAACAAGGUAUUUGUAGUACUCGCUCAACUUGACGUUGGAAAUACACUCUUGAACGGCCUCGUUGUCGAUCUUGAAACAGGAGUUUUGUCUAGCAAGCAUGAAAGCCAAUUGUUUUUGCACUAA